AUGGCUGCUCAAGAAUCAAACUCCAUUAUCAUCGAUUCUUCGCAGUCAUCAGAGGAAAAGGAUGCUGCUCUAAUAAACGAGCUGCCAAGUGCUCUGUUCUGGGAUGCCAUGGAGAUUAGAAAAUGGAAAGGGUUCUGGUUCGAGCCCGGCCUAAUCAAAUGUGCCAUGAAAUUUAGUUCCUCCUUCCAAGCUGGGAACGAUGAUGUUUUAUUAGCAUCAGCUCCAAAGACCGGUACGACUUGGCUCAAAGCCCUCUGUCUCUGUAUCUUGCACCAGAAUCAUAACAUACCAGAAAACGAAGAUCUGUUAACUCAAGACAAUCCACAAUUUCAUGUUCAGACCAUUGAAUCCUCCAUUUACUCCACAAAACCAACUCCUGAUCUGUAUUCCACGCCAUCUCCAAGACUUCUCCACACACAUUUGCCUUUUAAUCUUCUUCCAAAUUCCAUCAUGAAUUCCAACUGCAAAAUUGUUUGCGUAGCCCGGAACCCAAAGGACACAUUGGUCUCUCUAUGGCAUUUUUUCAAUUCCAUUUUCAGGGGAAAUCAAGAACCUUAUCCCCUGGAAAAGGCGGUUGAUGAGUUUUGCACAGGCGUUCAUCAAUAUGGUCCGUAUUUUGAAAAUGUGUUGGGUUAUUGGUCAGAAAGUCAGAAAAGGACUGAGAAGAUACUGUUCUUGAAAUACGAAGAGAUGAUAAAAGACCCGAAAGAGCAGGUGAGGAAACUGGGGUUGUUUCUUGGGAAGCCAUUUGAGAAGGAAGAGGAUUUGGAAAAAAUUGUGUGGAGGUGUAGUUUGGAGAGAUUGAGGAACUUGGAAGUGAAUAAAAAUGGCUCUGUUAUUUACGGAGUUCCGAAUGGUAGUUAUUUUAGGAAAGGGAUUGUUGGCGAUUGGAAGAAUUACUUGAAUCUUGAAAUGGAAGAUCGAAUUAAUCAAACAACACUUCUCAAGUUUAAAGACUCUGGAUUAGAGUUCGAGAAUUGA
Molecule: messenger RNA, 981 nt
Organism: Solanum tuberosum (potato)
Lineage: Eukaryota; Viridiplantae; Streptophyta; Magnoliopsida; Solanales; Solanaceae
Product: cytosolic sulfotransferase 5-like
Exons: 1
Coding region: 1-981 (326 amino acids)
Molecular function (GO): sulfotransferase activity
Source: RefSeq, a predicted model, not a curated record